Messenger RNA from Rosa chinensis, 3226 nucleotides. RefSeq names its product GRIP and coiled-coil domain-containing protein 2. The record is from RefSeq and is a predicted model, not a curated record. The coding region runs from base 543 to 3092 and encodes 849 amino acids. Lineage: Eukaryota; Viridiplantae; Streptophyta; Magnoliopsida; Rosales; Rosaceae. The transcript has 2 exons.
UACCCCCUCCAAUCCAAGGUAGUAUACGAAACCUGAUAUCAGACGGUAAACUGCGAAAAGGUCAAUUUUGUCCCCCUUCGAUCCAAUCUAGUAUGGGAAACCAGAUAACAGAAGAUAACAGAAGAUAAACUCCUUUAUCACAGUCAUAAAAGAAUUAGGAUUAAGCGGUAAAUCCCUAGUCAAAUAGGACAAGGCUACCUACACCUUUCCCUUCCCCACACGGAAAUAGGAAUUGAUGCCUAUAUAUAUGACGCUCACGACGGGAAGAAAAGCAUAAUAGUUUAAGCUUUCUCCUCUCCCCUGCACAGAGCACCAUUAGCGAUUCAAGAGACCCUAUUUAGGUUCUAGGUUAGCCUUUCUCUUCUCCUUGCAGAGAGCGACGUUAGCGAUUCAGCUUGUUUAAGCUUUACGCUUUCUCCUCCCGUGCAGAGUGCAAAGUUAUUGAUUUAGGGCUUUCUUGUUUUUCUAACCUUCCACUUUAAGAUCUUACGCGGUAAGAUCUUAGGGUUUUGGUUGUUUUUUAACUCACCAGUAAGCAGAUUAUGGAGAAGAUGACAUUGGAUUCGAAGGAAUAUGAGUUGAAGAAGAACAGUAUGAGAAAGAUGUACGAGAGCUUGCACUCCCAAGCAUCUUCCAUGCUAGUCUUCACCCUUCAGUGGAAGGAACUGGAGGGAUGCUUAGAUUCGAUCCGGGAUGCGACCCAGACCCGACUCGAAGAGCUCCAUGAACGAGAGCAGCAGUUGGAUGCCAAAGAGUUAAAGAUGGAGUCCAAAGCAAAUGAGUUCCAGGAACGAGAGAAGCAGUUGGAGGCCAAAGAGUUAAAGAUCCAGUCCGAAGUCAAUGAGGCGUUUGGACUCGAAAAGCUGAUUAAGGAGAAACAAACAGAGGCUCUAGACAGCAAGAACUACUUGAAUUCGCUCCAGUUAUUGAUCAAAGAGCAUACCGAAUCAGAGAAAGAGCUUGGAGCCAAGGAAAGACAAAUAGAGAGACGAAUUCAAGAAUUGAAUGGGGUUGAGAGGAAUAUAGAAGAGAAGUUGAAGAAAUCUCGUGAGGAACUGAAUCAGAUUCAGAGGGGGAUUAAGGAGCAGGGUGUAGAAUUUGAUUUGAAAGAAAAGCAAAUUAAAGUGAAAGAGGAGAAAUUGAAUCGGAUUGAGAAGAAUAUCGAAGAGAAGUUGAAAUUGGCAAUUGAGGAGGAGAAGAAAGCAUUUGAUCCGAAACAAGAGCGUGUUACAGAAGAGCAGAAACUGAGAGAGGAGAGACUGCAAGAGGAGGAGAAGUUGAAAGAGCACAAGAAAUCAGUAGUGGAUGCCUCUAAGACACUCAAGUCAAGAGAGGAAAUAAAGAGGGAACUAGAACUGAAAGUGAAAGAUCAUUGCUCGAGAAAGAAAUCAAUGGAGGAGUGGUCCUGUAAUCUCGAACGUAAAGAGAGAGAAUUAGAAUUGAAAGAGAAGCAAGUUUUGUCAAAAGCAGAGGAACUUGACUCGCUUAAUAAAAGGACCCUCAAUGAGUUUCAGUUGAUGGAAAAGGAACUUAGUUCAGUCGAAAGUACGAUACAAGAACGUGAAAAGAAAUUGGAAGCAGCCUCCCACCGACUUCAAGUGAAAGAGAGGCAACUUGAACUGAAAAGUGAAACAAUGGAAAAGUUGCAGCAAGAAUGCAAAAAGCAACUUGAAGCGAGAGAGAGACAACUUGAAGUAAAAGGUGGUACAAUGGAAAAAUUGCAUCAAGAACGCGAAAAGAAACUUGAAGUGAAAGAGAGACUACUUGAAGAGCAGAGCAAAGAGCUUGAAUUGACAAAGAAACAAUUUGGUUGUCAAAUGAAAGUAAAAAGUGAGCCACUGGAAAAUACCCCAGCUGCUAACAAUGCCAUUGUUUCUUCAUCUGCAAGUGAUCAUUCCAAAAUCAAUAUCAGGGAUGGUAGAGGCUUGCAACUAUUCAUGUAUGAGCAUAUGAAGAGAAAUGAUUCAGUGAGCAAAGAAAUCUCAGCUGUUCUUCAACAAGAGUCAUUAGAGCCAGCAAAAUUGGUUUUGGAUGCAAUGGCAGGGUUUCACCCUUCAAAUUCGACUGUGGACAAUAGGGAGUUUGAUUUGGUAAUUAUUAGAAGGACAUGUAUUCUUUUGUUGGAAGAGUUAAAGAGAGUCUCGGCGCAAAUUAAUCCUCAGGUGAGAGAACAAGCAAUAAAGUUGGCCGGUGAUUGGAAGGCUAAGAUGACGGUGGGGACUGAGAAUUGGUUAGAGGUUUUGGGAUUUUUGCGGCUUGUUACUACAUAUGAAUUGACCUCUGCCUAUGAUGCAAAUGAGCUUCAAGGUCUUCUUGAUAUAGUAGCUCAACAUGAACAAGCAACUGAAUUAUCCCGAGCCCUUGGUACCACAGAUAAGGCAGCUCCUGAUGUCGAAACUAAGAAUGCGAAAAGUUCUGCAGCAGCAAUCUUUUCUUCUCCUAAUCUUCAACCAGCUACCACUGUCCCAGCUAAUGCUAUUAUUGCUAUUCAGAAUUUUAUUAGAGAGAAGAAACUGGUGAAGGCUUAUGGACGCAUUCACAAAUUCAAGUUAUUAGACAAGUUCCCUCCAGCUCAAGUCUUAAAAGAAUAUGUUGAGAAGGCCAUGAAGUGCAUGGAAAAUAGCGAGAGAAAAGACAUGCUCCAUCAACAGGAUGAGGUUGUAGACGAAGGAAUAUCUGAUCUACGACGUGCUAUUGAAUGCAUCAAAUAUCACAACCUUGAGUCGGAAUACCCUUCCGAGAGCAUUGAGAAACAAAUAGUUGUGCUACAGAAAUUUAUGGAGGAUCGGAAAAAACAAAAUCAGAAAAAACGCUUAUGCAGCACAAUUGAUUCCAGCUUUCAACAGCAGGAACAUAAAUUUCAGCGGACAUCCUUAUCAGCGGGAAGACCAUAUGGAUUGCACCCAGUCUAUCCGAAUCCAGGUUCAUCAUUUUACAAUGGACAGUUUAGUAUUCCUUCCAACAAUCCCGUGCAGUUUAGCAUGCCUGCCAACGGCGUUAAUUAUGAGUUCCCUAGAAUAUAUCCAUUCCCUCCAUACCCUCGCCCUCUUGUAUAUAGACACCCUGGGUAUGGCCUUCAAAAGCCAUAUUGAGAUUUCUAAUCUGAUCAGAUGCAUUUUCCUAACUCAUUGUUCUAACUUACUGACUUGCAUGGUCUUUUUGUAUCUUCAUGUAAUUUACACUUCCACAUAUGUAGUUUGCAUACAUAUAGAUCCACCAUGGUUUU